Molecule: messenger RNA, 471 nt
Organism: Cooperia oncophora
Lineage: Eukaryota; Metazoa; Nematoda; Chromadorea; Rhabditida; Trichostrongylidae
Source: the annotation of a GenBank genome assembly
AUGAAUGGUCAAGUGGAAUGCGAGAAUUUUGAAGAUCGUACUGAUGAAUUGGCUGAUGAUGGCGAUAGUUCACCUUCACCAUCAGAAGACACAAAGUACGACUUUCCGUUGACAGAGAUGAGCUACGAUAACGAUUCUGAUAAGCCCUUCAUCUGUGAGCAUGCGAAUUGUAAUAAGAGAUUCGCGAACAAAUUCCUUUUGAAGAAACAUCAAUUUAUUCACACGGGACUUCGACCCCAUACUUGUCCGUAUUGCAGCAAGCGGUUCAAUCGGAAAGAUAAUUUAUUACGGCACAAGAAAACGCAUCUCCAGACAAGUGUUAUGGAGGAUCGAAGAAGUCUACCGGAAGCGUUCAGUGGGCUAUUUCCAGCAUUCGGUAGCACAUUAGGUCUUGACCUGAAAAUGGACGGUUUGGAUGCGAUAAAAAUCGAAGCACUGGAUGCGUUCCGAGUGGAAAAUAAUGAAGACUAG